Gossypium raimondii (Peruvian cotton) is the source of this 1169-nucleotide messenger RNA. RefSeq names its product probable aquaporin PIP2-8. Gene Ontology annotation, biological process: transmembrane transport. Bases 99 to 935 code for a protein of 278 amino acids. Gene Ontology annotation, cellular component: plasma membrane. The record is from RefSeq and is a predicted model, not a curated record. The transcript has 3 exons. Lineage: Eukaryota; Viridiplantae; Streptophyta; Magnoliopsida; Malvales; Malvaceae. Gene Ontology annotation, molecular function: water channel activity.
UUAAAUCCACCAUUUUCUCCUACCCUUUGAGAAGACCAUUUUUAUAAAGGACUGAGCUUUUAAACCCUGCAUUUAGCUACACAUACGUGCCAAAAAAAAUGUCCAAGGAAGUGACUGAAGAAGGGCAGAGCCGAAAGGACUAUGUAGACCCACCACCAGCACAGCUGGUGGACAUUAACGAGCUCAAGCUCUGGUCAUUUUACAGAGCUCUCAUCGCCGAGUUCAUAGCCACACUCCUUUUUCUCUACGUCACAAUAGCCACCGUAAUCGGCCACAAGAAACAACACGAUGCGUGCAAUGGAGUUGGUCUUUUAGGCAUUGCAUGGUCUUUCGGUGGGAUGAUCUUUAUCCUCGUUUAUUGCACCGCCGGUAUCUCAGGUGGUCACAUUAACCCGGCCGUAACUUUCGGGUUGUUUUUAGCCCGUAAAGUGUCACUAAUAAGAGCUGUUACUUACAUGGUAGCUCAAUGCCUGGGUGCUAUAUGUGGUGUUGGGCUAGUCAAAGCUUUUAUGAACCAUGAAUACACCACCCUCGGCGGUGGUGCUAACACCGUGGCUACAGGCUAUAACAAGGGAACCGCUUUGGGAGCUGAGAUUAUUGGUACUUUCGUGCUUGUUUACACUGUGUUUUCAGCUACUGAUCCUAAGAGAAAUGCCCGUGAUUCCCAUGUCCCUGUGUUGGCUCCACUUCCUAUAGGGUUUGCAGUGUUCAUGGUUCAUUUGGCUACUAUCCCCAUUACCGGAACUGGUAUUAACCCUGCUAGGAGCUUUGGUGCUGCUGUUAUUUACAACAAUGGCAAAGCCUGGGAUGACCAUUGGAUUUUCUGGGUUGGUCCAUUUGUUGGAGCUGUUGCAGCAGCUGCAUAUCAUCAGUAUAUCCUUCGAGCUGCUGCUAUCAAGGCUUUGGGGUCCUUCCGCAGUAACCCCACCAACUAAAGAAGAGAAUAUAUAUAUAUAUAUAUAUAUAUAUAUACAUAGCUUUGUCUCCAUUUGUUCCUUGGGAUCAUUUUGCUAAAUUUGUAAUUUGAAACUGUUGUUUUUAGGUUGUCUUGUGUGUGUGUCAUUGUUCGUGAGUGAUAGUGGUUUUUGUGUGUGUUCACUUUUGACCCUUUUUUUGCUGUUGUGUUGUGUAGUUGAAAUUUUUAUGAUCUUUGGGAUUAGAUUUCCUUA